This is a messenger RNA of Hydatigera taeniaeformis, 765 nucleotides long. The record is from the annotation of a GenBank genome assembly. NCBI's taxonomy places the organism in Eukaryota, Metazoa, Platyhelminthes, Cestoda, Cyclophyllidea, Taeniidae.
AUGUCCAGCAAAGAACGUCCAUCAGAUGAGGCAGAGACUUUUGUCAAAGCUCUUCGUCUAAUCGUUCUCGCUUCUGGUGACUACUUCAUCCUCACAGGUACUGUCUCUGAUCUUGUCGUAGAAGCUCUUCAACAGCAUUGCGAAUACUUAGCCCAGGCGUUCCGCUCUCUCUUGGGUAAUUCGGUCUCUCCCCUUACCCUUCCCCGUCUAAUCAACUCUCUUGCAGAUUGCAAACUUCAUCUCUCUCGCAUCUUAACCUACCUCUCCACUUAUGCCCUAACGUCUAAUGAUCUGGAGAAUCCUGACCCCCUUGCAUUCUAUGGCACCUCCACCAAAGCACUCUCUGUCUUCCGCGCCGAAUGUGAAAAGCUCCAUAUUGAUUUGGAGAACUCCAUUUCUCUCCCUUCUUUUCACCUUCUAAUAACUGGUCAGCAUAUGCGCAUGCAAAGAAUUGAUGGCUUCGUGGCCAACGUUGCUACUACGGAGCAGUACUUGGAAUUUACUCGACUCCGGCAAAGAGCACGCCUUCUGGGGCAACCUUUUGAUAUCUGGCUAGCACGUGCUGGGCUCUCUAUUCAACGUUGUGCGAGCGGGUCGGAUGUUAUCCCCAUUUUCGCUUAUUUAGUCACUCUAUGCUUGCGAGAUGUUAUUGACCUGGCUCUCGCUAAUAGGCAGAGAUUUGGGAUAGAUCUGUACUCCCAGAUGACGGCGGUGGAAUUGCAGCAGGCUAGCUUGGGUAUACGCCAAAUGAAGGGGUAUUUGUGA